AUGGCGUCGCUCUAUUCACGCCUGAGGAGUGUGAACAAGCAUAACCUACGGACUUUACAAAUACAGCCACUCAACGAACUCUCUGGAGCUCUGGGCGAUCUGGGAACUCUACUACCUCUACUUAUCGCCCUCACCUUGACGAAAAGCAUAUCGUUGUCUGCCACUUUGGUAUUCUCGGGGAUCGCAAACAUAGCCACUGGAGUGGCAUUCGGUAUACCACUGCCUGUGCAACCCAUGAAAGCUAUAGCUGCCGUCGCCAUCAGCCAGUCGUAUACCAAGACCGAAAACAUCUCUGCCGGUCUGUUCGUGGGAGGUGUUGUGACACUCCUCAGUCUUACGGGCCUUCUCAAGUGGUUCGGCCGCAUAGUGCCUAUUCCAGUCGUUAGAGGUAUUCAAAUGGGAGCCGGAUUCGCUCUGGUCAUCUCCGCAGGAACCAGUCUUCUCAAACCUCUCGGCUGGAUCACACCGAACUGGUCAGACAACUGGCUAUGGGCAAUGGCCGCAUUCAUAUUUCUCCUGCUAUCUACCUUGAUACCUCGAGUCCCAUACGCUCUACUCGUCUUCAUACUCGGUCUCAUGUUCGCUGGCAUCAAUCUCAACACCUCGCACCCACCGACCCACCCCUCAUCAGGCUUCCAACCCUGGCAUCCAAAAACUUACAUCCCCUCCCCAAAGGACUUCUACAAAGGCGCCUUCGAAGCAGGUCUUCCCCAAAUUCCGCUCACAACGCUUAAUAGCAUUUUGGCAGUGACUUCCCUCUCGUCCUCUCUANUUCCCUUCUUUCCCCCAACACCCUCAAACACCCAAAUUGGCCUCUCAGUCGGCCUCGCAAACCUUGUGGGCUGCUGGUUCGGCGCCAUGCCCAUCUGCCACGGCUCCGGUGGUCUCGCAGCCCAAUACCGCUUUGGCGCCCGCAGCGGCGCCUCCAUCAUCAUCCUCGGUGCCGUAAAACUGCUGCUUGGUCUCUUUGCCGGCGAAUCCAUCAUUCCUGUCCUUGCUCUGUUUCCCAAAUCUCUGUUGGGAGUUAUGGUUCUGGCUGCUGGUGUGGAGCUUGCUAAAGUAGGUCAAUCAUUGGACGACGUGCAAGAUGCUUGGCAGGCUACAGAGCAGGAAAAUGAGGAUGCAGCAGCUACGGAUAAGAGGCGUAGGCUUAAUGAGCAAGAGAAAAGAAACCGAUGGGCUGUCAUGUUGGUUACUGUGGCUGGGUGUCUGGCAUUCAAGAAUGAUGCUGUGGGUUUCAUUGCGGGCAUGGUUUGGCAUUGGGGGUUGAGAAUGUCGGAGUGGAUGCAGGAGAGACAGUGGAGAAGUCAGAGGAGGUUGACGCGCUUCUUUACGUCGCAAGAGUAUAGGGAUGGUGAGGAUGCGCCUCUGUUGCACAACGACGACGCUUGA
Messenger RNA from Aureobasidium vineae, 1392 nucleotides. The record is from the annotation of a GenBank genome assembly. Lineage: Eukaryota; Fungi; Ascomycota; Dothideomycetes; Dothideales; Saccotheciaceae.